UUUGCUCAGUGCCACAUGCUUGUUUUUUUACCUCUCUUUUAGUUAAUUAGAUUUUAUCUAUUUAUAAUGAUGUACACAUAAAAGUCGGUCUCAUUAACAGUGUGUGUAUGUGUAUCACCAUAUAGCUUAUAUACACGUAACUCUUAUAUAUAUAUAUAGUGUAGCAUUCAAUAUCAGUUUUAGUAAACUGAAUUAAUAAUGGACUUGGAGUCAGGUUUUUAUUUUUAUAUGUAAAUUUGCAAAAUUAAUAUUCAAUUAAUGUAACAAACGUAAUAUCGAUUAUAAGUAAGAUUGGUCAAGUAAGUAAAGCUGGCAUCUAUCUUUAUUAUUCGUGAAAACAUAUCGACUUUAUUUUUAUUGCUUAUAUAUAAACUCCAAGGUACCUGCAAAAGACAUAUGUCUAUAAAUAGCAACAUGUGUCAACAUAACUUGUCUUAUGACUAAUUUAAGAAUAUAGCUCGGAAAAAAGUUUCUCCGCUAUCGAGAAAAUUGUCUUGAUAACUAAUUUUUAUAUUACUGCUUUUUUAUUGCCGCUACCGACUGCAAACAUCGCAAUCGAUCAACAUGGCAAAACAAAUAAAUUUUUAAAUUAGGAGACGGAUAUUCAAAAGUACAAACUAAAACAUUCAAAGUGCGACAGACUUCGAAUUUGUCCCCUCUUCCGGAGUGUCAGGGUGCGCUUACUCUUCGGUAAUCCGAUCAUGAACUCGAGUUGGGAAAUAGAACGGUUCGGCGCGGCAGCUGCAUCAAGAACGUAGUACCGCGUUACAUACAACGCAGCUGCGAACAACAAUACCCUCAAGUAACCAGCCAACUCGCUCGAGGACCCGCCAUCAACUGAUCGGAUCCGUUGAAGCCGGUACGGCGUGUCUCGGUUGUUCUACGGCCUGACCCACAGCUCUGGCCUGUGUCGGGUCUCAUGCCGCCUAUCGCCGGAUACAGUCUGACGAUUCGUUGGCCGCACGUCGGUCGCAGUUGUGAGUGGCGUGCGUACUCGUAUGUGUGUGACGUGUCGUCACCUCCUGUGUGCGACUCAUAACUCCGUUGUGUCUCGCGCGAGUGCUUACGAGCGAGUGCGUACGCCGAAGCAUUCGUUAAUAUCAUUUCCGGCGUGCGCGUAGAACUGUGCACAUAGUUUCAGUUGUGUUGUGUUGUGUCUCGCGCGCGGCGUCUGUCUGUCCGUCGCUCUCUCUUCCGUCUCCUUCAUACACUCGUCAUCGUCAUCUUCUUCUGCGAGUACGUGCCGCAACGUUGCGGUUCCCGCUGUUCUGCUGUUCUCGCGGGAGGUCAGCACCUUAGCAUCGGUAGAUAGAAGUCGAGAUGUUGUGAUGGCUGGUAGGUCACGACGUUCGAGCACAGAGCUCGAACCAGAUCUAUCUACGCCAUCGGCUCCAAAGAAGUUCAGACAAUUUGAAACAUCGCCCGAAAAAUUUACGGUGGAACGUGUAACCAAAAUAGAAAGUGCUGAUAAACCGCACACGAGUAAAACAUCUUUACAAGAGAAAGUUCAAGAAAGAAGAGAAUCGUCUUCACGUAUUAUUGCGGAAAAAACAUCGGAACCGGCAGUUUCGACUAGUGAAACACCUUUAGAAUCGACCGAGCAGACAGUUGAAGUACAUGCGGAAUCGAAACUAUCCGAAACAGAAGAACAAGAUAAUAAACCAAGGAUCUCGUCAGAAGCGAUUCCAAGCACUUCGAGACAAGGUGAAGAAGAAGAGGCAAUACCGAGUACUUCAAGGCAAGGAGAACAGGAGGAACAGAUCGGUAUACUACAAUCUUUUGUAACAUACAGCGAUCUGAGUGAACUUACUCGUUCCGCCGGAAAAAGUUCAAUGACCGAAACGACCGUACAAAGUUUCAUGGUGCGCGAGCAUUCGUUAUACGAGGAGUUGUCUCUUAUCGGAAAUGGCGCGUACGGUACGGUGUACAAAGCGAAAGACAAGACUAGCGGUCAAAUUGUAGCACUUAAAAAAGUUAGAAUACCUGUGACGCAAAACGGUUUGCCUGCAUCUACAGUACGAGAAAUCGGUGCUCUGAAAUCACUCGAACAAUAUGAACAUCCACAUGUUGUGAGAUUACUGGAUAUCUGUCAAGGAGAUUAUCACAACUUAGUUCAGCCAUCAGGUGAAGGUGAACAAUCCGAAAGGGUGAAUCGUAGUCUCACUUUAUGGUUGGUAUUCGAACAUGUGGAAAGAGAUCUCGCUUCGUUCAUAGCAAGCUACCGGAAUAGCACUCCGCAAUCGAAGAUACCCCCGGAGCUAGUGAGACAAAUGACGAAGGAAAUAGUUUGCGGAGUUGAGUUUUUGCACACUCAUAGAAUAAUACACAGGGAUCUAAAGCCACAGAAUCUUUUAGUAACACGGGAUAACAGAAUCAAGAUCGCGGAUUUUGGUUUGGCCAGAAUUUACGAUUUUGAGAUGAGAUUAACUUCUGUGGUUGUAACCCAAUGGUAUCGACCACCCGAAGUACUCUUAAGAUGUGACUACGCUACUCCCGUAGAUAUUUGGCCUAUCGGAUGCAUAAUGGCAGAACUUUGCAAGUUAGAGCCACUAUUCCCAGGCACCAGUGAAGGCGAUCAGCUUGACAGGAUCUUCCAAGUUCUAGGUACACCGCCAAAAGAAGCAUGGCCGGAAAAAGUAUCGCUCAGCUGGACAGCCUUUUCAUAUAGAAAACCGAAACCUCUUGGUGCAAUACUACCAGAUCUCAACGAAGACGGAUUAGACUUAGUAAAGAAGAUGCUCACAUUUAAUCCUCGCAGUCGUAUAACCGCAGCUCAAGCAGCGAGACACCGAUACUUGACUGAUGAUGAAAUAUAAUAACUUUUUCGUAAGUUAUUUAAUUUAAUUUACAUAUAUAUAUUUACGGCGCUAGAUUAACUGACAAACUCAGACUGAUAUAAUUGUAUUCUGGAAUAGAAAUGACAUUUAGGAAUAUUUUGGGUAAGAUAGACAGAGUACUACUCGUAUUAUCGCAUGUGUCGCAAUUAUCGAACAUAGCCCAUUCGAAUAUUUGGAAUUAAAUUUUUUUUUUUUUUUUUUUUGAUUGUGUAUACAUAGAUAAUAAAUAACAUAUAUAAUAUAUUACAAAUUUGAGUUAGUAAACAGACAAUUGACAAUUAAAUUCGUUAUAUCAAGAUAAAUAGUUGAUAACAAACAUUACGCGUAUCUUUAAGUCUUUUUAUUCUAGUUAAGUCGAUAGUUUUUCGUUUCUUCGUUUAACAAUAAACAUGUAUAAUAAUGUAACAAAUGUUUUCUGCAAAAAAUCCAUUAUAUGUAAGUUACUUUAUCGUAAGGACGCUUUAGUCAAUUACAAUUACGCAGUAACAAAUACUUAUUUUUGAUAUGUUAUUUAUUUAUAUAAUAUUACUAAAUUACAACGUGCGUUUUAAAGUUUAUUAAUAUUUAUACCACAGACGUAUUUACAUCAAGAGUUAAACUCUUCUUAUUAAUAUUUUUAAUUUUUACUUUUAUUCAACAAAAUGCUUAACAACUAAAGAUUUAGUGGUACGCAUUUAUAUAAUGUUAAUAAAUAUAUAAACUUAAGUUACUUAUAUAUACAAGUAACAUUUGUGUAUUACAAUACUACAUAAUUAUACAAUAAUAUUAAAGCAUGCCUAACUUACAUAUGUUAAACUUUUGUAAUUUAUGAUAUGGAAAAGUGUUAGAUACAAAAGUCAUGUUUAGUAAUAGUGACAAAGAAUAAAUAUCUCGACAUUGCUUGUUCUUCUUAGAGAUAUUAAAUUUCAACUUUCUUUCUUUUCUUUUUUUUUUGUAAUACCUUGUUAUUUAUUUAUUAUUAGGAUGAGGUCACUAAAUCUUACAUUUUUACGUAGAACUGAACGUACUUUCUAACUGUGGCAUAAAAAACUGUACAUAGAAAAAAAUAGUUGACCUUGAAAUUCUCGAAACACUUCUAUUAAAAAAACAAAAAACAAAAAACGUAAUUUUUCCUUGAAAUCAUGUAACUUUUGUAUCUAACACUUUUCCAUAAAACGUAUAAUAUAAAAGGUUUUCAAGAUGUGCUAGAUAUCUCGUAAAUAAACGUUUUUUUAUAUAUUAAUGCACAAUAUAUGCAUUAAUAUAACAAAUAUAGAUA
Pseudomyrmex gracilis is the source of this 4095-nucleotide messenger RNA. Its product is annotated as cyclin-dependent kinase 4-like. Gene Ontology annotation, cellular component: cyclin-dependent protein kinase holoenzyme complex; cytoplasm; nucleus. The coding region runs from base 1329 to 2816 and encodes 495 amino acids. Gene Ontology annotation, biological process: G1/S transition of mitotic cell cycle; regulation of G2/M transition of mitotic cell cycle; regulation of gene expression. Gene Ontology annotation, molecular function: ATP binding; cyclin binding; cyclin-dependent protein serine/threonine kinase activity. The record is from RefSeq and is a predicted model, not a curated record. The transcript is spliced from 5 exons. Lineage: Eukaryota; Metazoa; Arthropoda; Insecta; Hymenoptera; Formicidae.